Impatiens glandulifera is the source of this 810-nucleotide messenger RNA. RefSeq names its product photosystem I reaction center subunit II, chloroplastic-like. The coding region runs from base 54 to 665 and encodes 203 amino acids. The transcript has a single exon. Gene Ontology annotation, cellular component: photosystem I; photosystem I reaction center. Lineage: Eukaryota; Viridiplantae; Streptophyta; Magnoliopsida; Ericales; Balsaminaceae. The record is from RefSeq and is a predicted model, not a curated record. Gene Ontology annotation, biological process: photosynthesis.
CAUCUCUUAACAAAGCCAAAACAUAUUCUCUAUCUAAUUCCAGUUCCAUUUCCAUGGCCAUGGCUACUCAAGCUUCCCUCUUCACACCAGCCAUCUCCACCGACCGUCUUCAAUGGAAACAAUCAUCCCCAAUCGCUUUCUCAAUCCCCAAACCCAUGAAAUUUUCCUCGAAAACAAUCAGAGCCACAGCAGCAGAGGGACAAGCAGCGGCCGAAACAAAAGAAGCUCCAAAAGGUUUCACCCCACCUGAAUUGGACCCAAACACUCCAUCCCCAAUUUUCGGUGGAAGCACAGGUGGUCUACUUCGCAAAGCCCAAGUUGAAGAAUUCUAUGUAAUCACAUGGGAAUCACCAAAAGAACAGAUCUUUGAAAUGCCCACAGGAGGAGCAGCUAUAAUGAGACAAGGCCCGAAUCUACUUAAGCUUGCUAGGAAGGAACAGUGUUUAGCUUUGGGAACAAGGCUAAGAUCUAAAUACAAGAUUAAGUAUCAGUUUUACAGGGUUUUUCCUAAUGGAGAAGUUCAGUAUUUGCAUCCUAAGGAUGGUGUUUACCCUGAAAAGGUUAACCCUGGUCGUCAAGGUGUUGGCUUGAACAUGAGGUCAGUUGGAAAGAAUGUUAGCCCGAUUGAGGUUAAGUUCACAGGCAAACAAUCAUAUGAUCUUUGAUUUGUCUUUUCCAUUAUGUUUUUUAAGUGUUUCUAUUGUUUGUUGUGUUAUGUUCCCCGUUAAUAUCCUUCUCUUCCUCUUUUUAAACAUUAAUGGUUUGUAACUUUGUAAGUUUCAACUGGUUUAUAAUAAUUAUAGAUAAAAA